CGUCAACAACAAAAAAACAAAAAUAUCAAACAAUAAGUGCCGAUCGAAAACGAAACCCUAAACGCAAAACAAUGACGCAUACAAACUGUUUCCCGCCAAUAGAACUGUCACAGUGACAUUGACGUGUGUUGUGCGUGAGUUCGCGGUAUGUUGUCGAAAGCAUGGUGACACUGAUGCCGUGUGGGUACCUCGGCGGCACGUCGCCGCGAUGCAGCUUGGAUCACGCCGAGCCGAAGGCGAAAAGACCAAGACCCGAUCCAGGCACUGAUGUUUCAGAUCGAUUAUCAAGCGAAGUCAAUCCAAGUCCUUGCGAGUCUGAGUCGACUUCAAAUUCCCCGCCAUCUCUACUGCAAGAUGCUACGCUACCCGCGCUUUUAGUCUCUGGAACGUCGACGUUGUUGCAAACCACGGCGACACCAAACACAUCCAAUACCGUCGACAGCUUAUGCUUGCCUGGUAAUUCGGAAGUCGAUAGCUGCGGAAUAGUCAACGGAUGCGCAACAACUACAACUUUAGGCGGUCUCGCGCUGCCUUUGACGUCAUCGGGCGGUCUGUGUGCCACCUCCUCGUCCUCCGCGGUCGCCUGGUUAAUGAAUGACGACAGCACCGGCGGCGUAAAAAGCGAGGUGCGGAGUCCGGGGCUUUGCGAGGCAGACGUGGCGCUGUACGGGGAAACGCUACCAUACGACCAGACCGCGCUGCCGUACCAAUACUACAAUAGCAUGCAGCAGUAUGGUAGCGGCAGCGCGGCUUCGUCGUACGUCAGCUCUGGUCUUUACAACCAGCCUUACGCUGCAUAUCCUCCACCGCACAACGCCAACAACAGAUCGUCAUGCAAAGCGACGCCUACAUACCUCAGUGCGUACGGGAUGAGUGGAGUGGGAAGUGUGCCCACUACAGGAUUCGGCACUCAACCCUCGCCGUACGCAUACUCUUCAUACAACGGAGGACUAUCGCAAACCUUCACUCCUACACAACAAGUAGCUGCAUCCAUAUUACGGUGUUUUAAGUUUAUUUACAAAGUUUACGUAACAUUCCAACAUUGGAGUUCCUUGACUCCUUUAAUUACGGAAAUGGACAAGGAAAAUAUGAAUAUGAACUCAAAUAAGCGUAGGAAACUUACGGAAGAUGAUUCGAGUGAUCACUACGAGAACAUAGAUGAUAAUUCAGAUUACUGGCCCGAGUCGGAGAGCGGAGAUGAUUCACCAUCAUCAAUGUUGCCAUCGAUUAGUGAUACGAGUCCAUUAUCUCCGAUUAAAGCUGAAGUACACGCGGCCAGCAGAAGAUGUAGAGAGAAUUCUGGGGAAAGCACAGCUAGUAGGUCUCGUGGGCGAGGACGCAGGAACACCUCAUCGUCGCCAGCCCAGCACGUCCCAGAGCCAGCCACAGACAGAGUCUUCAUAUGGGAUUUGGACGAGACUAUAAUUAUAUUCCAUUCGUUGCUCACUGGAACUUAUGCUACUAAGUACAAUAAGGAUACGCAACAGAUAGUGCAAUUAGGAUUUAGGAUGGAAGAAAUGAUAUUCAGCUUGGCUGAUACACAUUUCUUUUUCAAUGAUGUUGAGGAUUGCGACCAGGAGCACAUAGACGCAGUAUCAGCCGAUGAUAAUGGCCAGGAUCUCUCUGCGUACAACUUCACAACUGAUGGGUUUCAUGCGGGCGCGGCGGGAGGCGCUUUGUGUGCGCCUGGGGUCCGAGGCGGAGUCGACUGGAUGAGGAAACUAGCCUUCCGGUACAGGAAGAUCAAAGACACCUACAAUAAUUACAGGAAUAGUGUUGGAGGGCUCCUAGGGCCAGCGAAGAGAGAACAGUGGUUACAGUUGAGAGCAGAACUAGAACAGGCCACGGAUAACUGGUUAACAUUAGCCUGCAAGUGUCUGAAUAUGAUUAAUUCUCGAGAGAACUGCGUGAAUGUUUUAGUGACGACGACUCAGCUCGUCCCGGCUUUGGCAAAAGUCCUGCUCUUCGGCUUAGGGGGCGUGUUUCCUAUCGAAAAUAUAUACUCCGCCACGAAAACGGGUAAGGAGACUUGCUUCGAGAAAAUUAAGCAGCGCUUCGGCGAGCGGUGCACGUACGUCGUCAUAGGGGACGGCCAGGACGAGGAGGCCGCCGCCAAGGCCAAGAACUACCCCUUCUGGAGGGUGUCGAGCCACUCCGACAUCGCGGCGCUGUACAACGCGCUCGACAUGGGCUUCUUAUGAUCUGCUGCUGCCCUGGUACCCGACACCUCCAAAUCCACGCAAUGAAGAACAACGGAACAUGUCAGCUCUUAAAGCUCAUGUACUCCUGGUACAUAAGAUAUUUGUGUUUUAUGUGUCGUCAAUUGAAAUAUCCUUUGUUUUGCGUUGUUAUACCCGAUUUCGGAAGCUCAGGAUUCGGAUUUGAUUAAUCGAUCGCUUAUUCGAAAUUAAAUUGGAUCGAUAACGAAAACCCUAAGUAAUCGUAAUUCGAAGUACUUUUGAAGUGAAACUUACCCGCUUUGGAAGGUGUCGAGCCACUCCGACAUCGCGGCGCUGUACAACGCGCUCGACACGGGCUUCUUAUGAUCUGCUGCCGCCCUGGUACCCGACACCUCCAAUUCCACGCAACGAAAAAUAUCGGAACGUGUCAGCUCUUACGGCUCAUGUACUCCUGGUACAUAGAUAAUUGUGUUUUAUGUGUCGUCAAUUGAAAUGUCCUUUGUUUUGCGUUUUUAUACCCGAUUUAUACCGGAUAUAUAUAUUUUAUACCGGAA
Bombyx mandarina (wild silkworm) is the source of this 2734-nucleotide messenger RNA. It is a transcript of the gene eya, whose product is annotated as eya transcriptional coactivator and phosphatase 2. The record is from RefSeq and is a predicted model, not a curated record. Gene Ontology annotation, biological process: multicellular organism development; negative regulation of extrinsic apoptotic signaling pathway in absence of ligand; cell differentiation. NCBI's taxonomy places the organism in Eukaryota, Metazoa, Arthropoda, Insecta, Lepidoptera, Bombycidae. Gene Ontology annotation, cellular component: nucleus. Gene Ontology annotation, molecular function: protein tyrosine phosphatase activity.